GCUGCUCAUCUGUCAUCUCAUUCUCAUGGCGUCCAUCGUGCUGCUGCUGUCAGAGCUGCUGGGCGGCGAGAGCGCUAGCGUGCUGGCGGCCGACCGCUACAUCAUGGGCGCCCGCCUCAGCCCGAGGGAGUUCCGACCCGCCGUGACCGAGGCGUCGGCCACCAAGCAGAACGAACGGCCGGCCACCGGGACAGGGAGGGCGCGGGAGGAGAGGGGGAAGGAGUCCUUCGAGGACCUUGCGUCGUCCAGGAUAGAGGUCGACGUGAUGUGGCCCUGA
Setaria italica (foxtail millet) is the source of this 277-nucleotide messenger RNA. RefSeq lists its product as uncharacterized. The coding region runs from base 26 to 277 and encodes 83 amino acids. The transcript has a single exon. The record is from RefSeq and is a predicted model, not a curated record. NCBI's taxonomy places the organism in Eukaryota, Viridiplantae, Streptophyta, Magnoliopsida, Poales, Poaceae.